UCAUCCGAGUUUGGAAUUUUGAAGUUCUGCACGAAGCGCAAACUCCCGCACAAACCAUGGCUCCUUCGUAUCAUCUCGUAUACUUUGACAUCAGAGGAAGAGCUGAACCAAUUCGCAUUCUCUUUGCCUUGGCUGGUGCUUCUUAUACUGAGGAAAGAGUAAACCCAAGCGAGUGGCCAGCGUUAAAAACAAGUGGACGAUGCCCCUUUGGCCAGGUUCCUGUGUUAGAGCUUGGAGAUGGAAAAUCUCUUUGUCAAUCAGCAGUUAUCCUUAAAUAUGUGGCCAAUGAACUUGGCUUUAGUCCCAGCGAUAGCUAUGCUAAAGCACAGGCCGAGAUGUUUGUAGAUUCUAUUAAGGAUUUUCAAAAUGAAUUGCAAAGGCUUGCCCGGGAAAAAGCUGCAGAUCCUAAAGACGAGAAGAAGUCCUCUCUGUAUGAUGCAGAAAUUGCUAAGACUCUKGAAAUCAUAGACAACCUUCUUCAGCAAAAAAAUGGUGGUAAAAGCUAUUUACUUCCUGUGUURGAGCUUGGRGAUGGAAAAUCUCUUUGUCAAUCGUCAGUUAUCCUUAGAUAUGUGGCCAAUGAACUUGGUUUUACUCCCAGCGAUAGCUAUGGUAAAGCACGGGCUGAGGUGUUUGUAGAUGCUCUUAAGGAUUUGGAAAAUCAAUUCGGGAGGUUUAUCUGGGAAAAAGAUGCAGAUCGUAAAGCCAAGAUGAAGUCCUCUCUGUAUGAUGAAGAAAUUCCUAAGAAUCUGGAAUUUAUAGACAAGCUUUUUCAACAAAACAAUGGUGGUAAAGGCUAUUUAGUAGGAGACAAGAUAGUAAAUUGUUGYUAA
Molecule: messenger RNA, 833 nt
Organism: Exaiptasia diaphana
Lineage: Eukaryota; Metazoa; Cnidaria; Anthozoa; Actiniaria; Aiptasiidae
Product: probable glutathione S-transferase 6
Exons: 8
Coding region: 57-833 (258 amino acids)
Biological process (GO): glutathione metabolic process
Molecular function (GO): glutathione transferase activity
Source: RefSeq, a predicted model, not a curated record